AUGUUUUGGAGGUUCGGCUUCUCGUCGGUCUCGACGCUAGAGACGCUGCUCGACAAACCCAACGUCACGCUCGAGGAUGUCCUCGACGAGGACGACGUGCUCCAAGAAUGCAAGACAGCCAAUCAGAAGCUCAUGAACUUUCUCCAGCAACCACGAAUCGUCAAGCGUUUAAUGGAACAUGUCGUCGGCACCGCAACCGUUGGAGGCGCGGGAGGCAAAGAAUGGGAGGAAAAAGUCAAGUUCAAGUAUCCAUACGUCGCUUCUGAGGUGCUCAGCUGCAGCGAAGUGUGGCCCAUCAUUGAUGCCAUCUUUUCGGAUCCAAACGAGUACCUCGUGCCCUUCUGGAAUGCCGUACUCACCUCGAAUCCAUCGCCCUCGCAAGCACCUUUGCCCAUGCACUCGCAUCCUCUGUUUGCCGAAAAUGCCGCAUCGUCGUCCACCAACUCCUCGGCGUCCACCUCACCCUCCCCGCAUCUUAGCAUCACCAACUUCACCGACUUUUCCAACUCGGCUUCCGCCAACGCUGGCAGCUCGCGUUCGUCAUCUGACUCGGAGGCCGAAGGGGAAGGGAGGCUGCGAGCCACCAGCGCUCUCGAAAACGGACCAGGACGCGGUGUGCUUGCCGGCUACUGGGCCAAGGUCAACGGCGCCUACCUCGAACGCAAGCCUAUCGAGAUGCUCGAGUUCAUCAAGGAGCAGCCUCGCAUCGUGGAACGCUUUGUGGCGCAUCUCGAGACGCCGGCCGUCGUCGACCUGCUCUUCCGCAUCAUCCAGAUGGAGGAAACUAUGCGCACUCCCGUACAGACGACCGACAUCAUCGACUGGCUCUCAUCGCAAGACUUGAUAGCUCGCACCGUCGACCUCCUCGCACCAAAUUACUCCGUCGACAUUCACAACACGGUUUCGGAGCUGCUCAAAGCGAUCAUCGCCCUCUCUGCUCCUUCGCCUGCCGCACUCAAUCAGGGCCAGGGUCCUGAGCUCGGUGGUGGGUUGGGUGAAGCGCAAGAGAACGCAGCCGGCAUCAACAACCGCCUCGUGCGCGAACUUGCAAGCGAGCCCAUCGUGCGCAAGAUGGUCGGAUAUAUGCUGGAUUCGCAGCUGCCUCGUCAGUUGCAUCGUCGUCUCACGGAUGUGGCCGAUGAGCAGCUAUCGCAGUUGUCGGUGCAAGAUCUUCGCAAACCAUCGCAGCGACGGGACGGUUCGCUGUCCACUCUUGACGAGAAUGCCGUGUCGUCGUCGGCAUUAGAAGACGAUGACGAUGACGACGACGAGUCUUUUGCACGACCUCUGAACCCUCGCGAAUUUCCUGCUUCCGAAUCACGCUCGCCUGGGAAGUUCGACCAUCGAGAUUCGACAGCGACCGUCCGCCCUGAUAAUCUCUUCCCGCCCGUUGCAGCACCGACAGUGCCCAUCACAGCCGAGACCUGCAGUUCGACGUUAGUGACGUGCAUCGGCGUCUUCAUCGAGCUCAUCCGCAAAAACAAUAGCGACUACUUUGAGCAACACCUCCUCCGCACCCUGCACAACCAUCUCGUCAAGAGGCAGAGCGAGCUGACAGAGAAGCGGCUCAAGAAGAAGGAGGACGAGGAAGCUGCCAAGGCACAGGCCACAUCGCAAGAAGACGAGGCCGCUGACUCGACGCACACAGAGAAGCAAGACGACGAGCAGUCGGCCCAGAAAGCGAUGGAUGAUUUGGACGAAGAAGAGGAAGACGUGCAGGGCAUGGAGGAGGCGAUGGCUGAGAUCGUCGACAAGAUGGGCCUCGUUCAUCUUGGGCCGAUGCUUCGCGUACUAGCCGAGCGACUCUUUGACUUCCAGCAGCUUGUCAACGAGCCCCGAGAGCGCGAUGUCACUGUGCCAACUUCGGUGGGAGACGUCGCUCCGCUCACUUUUGAAAGGUAUCGCAUCACCGAGCUGUACGCCGAAUUGCUUCACUGCUCCAACAUGGCUCUGCUCAACCGUGCACCUGGUGAAGGGCCACAGUAUUCUGCCGAUGGCGUCCUGACUGGGGGCCUUGAAGGGCUCCAGACACUUGCGAGAACACUGCAGGGAGGUGAUGGACCCGAAGUUGGAGACACGUCUGCUGGUGGUGAAGCGCAAGUAGCGCAGGAAGCCGGUGGGCUGGACGCAUCGCGCGAGACCACUGCAAAUGCUGCAUCCGAGAACGCAGCGGAGACCGGCGCCUCGACGACGUCUCACAUCUCAGCGCAUGGCCGCGACAAAUCGAGCACAGGAGCCUCGACCGAUUCGACGGACGAGGCGGAUGACGAGGCUCUCCUCAACGAAGUCUCUCUCGGCGACAAGGCCAGCUCCAUUGCCGACGACAGCAUUGUCGAUGCGCAACGCGAUGCUGACGAGAAGAGCCCUUACGGCGGAAGCCCAAAGGUGACGACGAGCGACUCGCUGGAGGAGGACAAGGAUGAUGCUGCGUCCAUCCGCUCUGCGCUCUCGGGGCUGUCUCUGGCUGAGUUGACGGCACCGAGACUCUCGGGCCCUCCCAGUCCGAUCGAUGAAGCCAAGGACUACGUUGUCGGCGACAUGCUCAAGAGGAAGUUCCUCGAGUGCGGCAUUCUGCCAUCGCUGCUCGACCUGUUCUUCGACUAUCCCUGGAACAACUUCCUGCACAACGUUGUGUACGAUAUCCUACAGCAGUGCUUCAACGGCCGCAUGGAUGUCGGCCUCAACAGGAAUCUCACUGUCGCGGUUUUUGACCAGGGACAGCUCACCUCGCGCAUCGUAGAGGGCCGCAAACGCAACGAAACGUCUGUUGCGGGUCCGCGCCGCAUCCGUCUCGGAUACAUGGGUCACAUGAACCUCAUCGCCGAAGAGACGGUCAAGCUUCUGGAGCGCUACCCACUCGAGAUUGCUCGUUCGGUGGAAGCAUUCACGGAGCGCGACGAGUGGCGCCAAGUGGUGUCGGAGACGCUGGAGGAGAUUCGGGAGAAGGAGGGUGGACCGCUUGCGUUCAACCGCGGACACGAGGGGAUGUCGAUGUCGUUUGGCUCGGAUGCGGAAGAUGAUGGAGAUGACGGUGGUAUUGGUGGAGCGGGAAGCAGCAGCUUUGCCAGCUACUUGUCGUCUCAGAUCGGCGGCGCUGCUGGCUCGGAUGACGACGACAGCGAUGACGAGGCGUCGUGGCUGUCGAGCGAGAUGAAGCGCGGCGGCAAGGACGGCAGCGGCUUUGACGAUGCUUUCACACCGAGGCACGGAUCGGGUGGUGGCGGCGGCGAGCUGGGCGACGAUGACGAGGACGAUGACUGGGGACCGUUUGCGGAUCCUAGCGAUGCUACUGUCGGUGCGAGUGCCACGCAGAGCUUCGACUUUACGUCGUCGGCUGGGGGUAGCGCGGGUGCUGGAAGCAGCAACUCGAAUCCGUUUGCUGAGAACUUGACGCCUGCUGACUGGUCGGCGCAGUUCCGAAGGGAGUACCACGAGGAGGAGCGCACGGGUGGAGAGCAGGACGAAGACGAUUCCGAAGAGGGUGAGGAGGAUCGUGAGGACGACGAGGAGGAGAACAACGCUGCUCAGCAAGGCUCAGCGCUCAGCUCGAGCCCGUUGUCGCCGACAGCCCUCGAGGCAGCUUUGGCGGCUACGGGCUCCGACGUGGUGAGCAAGGCACACGCACGCCGACCUUCGCUCGGCCACCUCGAAGCGGCUGAUCUCAGCGGCAGCGGAGAAAGUGGUGCAGCGAACCGUCGACGUGGAUCGCUGGGUUCUGCCGGCCCCGAGAUUGCCGAAGUGACCAACGCAGAGGAUCCGCUCGGACCGGGGAUUUCGAUGACCGUCUCGCAGACAGAGGAGGGCAAGCUGCAGAGGACGCUGGCAGAUGGAACGGUGGUGGUCGUGCCGCUGGACGAGGUUGCGCUCGGUGCGGGCGAGGGGUCGCUGUGA
This is a messenger RNA of Sporisorium graminicola, 3891 nucleotides long. RefSeq lists its product as uncharacterized. Gene Ontology annotation, cellular component: nucleus; cytosol. The record is from RefSeq and is a predicted model, not a curated record. The coding region runs from base 1 to 3891 and encodes 1296 amino acids. The transcript has 2 exons. NCBI's taxonomy places the organism in Eukaryota, Fungi, Basidiomycota, Ustilaginomycetes, Ustilaginales, Ustilaginaceae. Gene Ontology annotation, molecular function: protein phosphatase regulator activity; protein phosphatase binding.